UUCAAGUAAAUAAACUUUUGUUGUGAGGUUUUUCAGUUAAAUGUGCAAAAGAGAUUAUUUAUUUUCUAUUUUAAUACAGGGAUCAUCUUUUAUUCUUACAGUGCUUGUAUACACAAAUUGAAAUCAUGAUUACAAACUGCAUUUUUCGUUUUAGAGGUAUGUGCAACACAUAUACUAUUUUAAAAGCGGGCAUGGCUGCCCAAAGCAAAAAGGAUUUCGAAGCUAUAGAAAUCUAUAAUAAACUUAGGAAGAAGCCUUUAGCGGAUACAUCCUAUUCAGCUUCUGAGUUAAAAGAAGCACAAUUUUACUUUGACAAAGUCCGAGAGUUUAGAAAACGAUCCGAAGAAGGUUUUGAGCCUUCAAAAUUAUUCAUGGUUUGGAAAAUCGCAUCAUUGGUUGGGAGACCUAUUUGGGAAAAAGAAGCCAUUAUAAAGUUAGGUUUGGCAGAUCAUAAAAUAAAAUAUGCUAUUGUAAUGAAUACAGCAUCUAAUAACAAAUUUUUGUGGUCAAUAAAACACCUAAUUCGUGUAAAACCGAUCACAUUUCCUGACGGUUUUCCUACAGAAGAUGACUCUUACUGUACCUUUUUGAAGCAAACUGGUGAAUUAAUUAUAGCUUCACGUUUGAAAGUUGACCCCGAAGACUUAGAAAGAAAUUCAGACUAUGAAAAAACCAAGUUAGAUCACAGAACUGUGAGAGAAAAUCUAAGAAUCAAAUGGAAUCAAGGCUAUCCACUUAUGUAUUAAAUGUUUAUUUUCAAGUUGUGUGGUUCGUUAAUAAAUCAUAUGGAAUAAA
Argiope bruennichi is the source of this 795-nucleotide messenger RNA. RefSeq names its product 39S ribosomal protein L30, mitochondrial-like (gene mRpL30). Gene Ontology annotation, biological process: translation. NCBI's taxonomy places the organism in Eukaryota, Metazoa, Arthropoda, Arachnida, Araneae, Araneidae. Bases 126 to 746 code for a protein of 206 amino acids. The transcript has a single exon. Gene Ontology annotation, molecular function: structural constituent of ribosome. Gene Ontology annotation, cellular component: mitochondrion; large ribosomal subunit. The record is from RefSeq and is a predicted model, not a curated record.